AUGGCAGAGCAUCCGUCUUUCACAUUGGCAGGCUUGUUGGCGGUCGGAGGAACUGCUGGCUAUCUCCGAACACGCUCAACACCAAGCCUUGUCGCUGGAAUCGGAUUGGGUGCUUCGUACGCUCUUGCUGGCUACCGUAUCAAGCAGAACCAGGAUUACGGCACUGAACUUGCGCUUGGCAACAGCAUCAUGUUGAUGGGCUCUGCGAUACCGCGCAUCAUGAAGACCGGCGGACGCGCGCCUGUGCCGAUCGCUCUGGGUGCGACUGGUGCGCUGGCGACUUACUACUACCAAAAGAAGGUGCGCGAGUUCAGGUAUGGUGUCUGA
This is a messenger RNA of Alternaria viburni, 327 nucleotides long. RefSeq lists its product as uncharacterized. The record is from RefSeq and is a predicted model, not a curated record. Gene Ontology annotation, cellular component: membrane. NCBI's taxonomy places the organism in Eukaryota, Fungi, Ascomycota, Dothideomycetes, Pleosporales, Pleosporaceae. Bases 1 to 327 code for a protein of 108 amino acids. The transcript is spliced from 3 exons.